Diachasmimorpha longicaudata is the source of this 1597-nucleotide messenger RNA. Its product is annotated as malonyl-CoA decarboxylase, mitochondrial-like. NCBI's taxonomy places the organism in Eukaryota, Metazoa, Arthropoda, Insecta, Hymenoptera, Braconidae. Gene Ontology annotation, biological process: malonyl-CoA catabolic process; fatty acid biosynthetic process; acetyl-CoA biosynthetic process. Gene Ontology annotation, molecular function: malonyl-CoA decarboxylase activity. Gene Ontology annotation, cellular component: peroxisomal matrix; mitochondrial matrix. The transcript is spliced from 8 exons. The record is from RefSeq and is a predicted model, not a curated record. Bases 14 to 1543 code for a protein of 509 amino acids.
UGUCAUCCCAAGAAUGUUUCUGAGAGCAAUGUACGUGAAAUUUGGACGCGUUUGCGGCCAGAGUAGGCUGUUGCUAAGCCGAUCCAGCAGGUUUGAGUAUAUCCUGAAGGAGGUUCAUUCAAAUAAGCGUUUGAGCCGCCCAGCCAGCGGAGAAUGUUCACCUGCGUUGAAUAUCUUUACCAAUCUCGAUGAAAUUUUCAAAUUUAAAGACACCAACAUCAGCAAUUGGAUCGUCGAGAGUAAAGUGCGAACCCUCUGUUGCACUUAUAAGACCUUGUCACCGAAAGAUAAAGAAAAUUUUUUGCGGACACUUGCAGUACAACAUUCCGUGGAUCAUGGACGAAUAUGUGGAAUGGCUCAUAAAUUAUUGCAGAUCAAGGGAAACGAUGAACGACAAGUGCUUUCGAAAGAAAGAAUCCUCAAAAGUGCUUUGACCCCGCAAUACCAAUGGUUGUUUAUUCUAAUGGGACGACUAGAGGAAGGUGUCAAAUUCUUAGUCGACCUUCGUACAGAUGUUUUGAGACUGCUAUCAGAAUCCAAUGAGCCUGAGAAAUUAGUAACAAUGCAGCAAUUAAAUCUCACACUACAUGAUUUGCUGCUCUUAUGGUUUAGCGUGGGAUUCUUGCAUAUGGAGAGGAUAACGUGGCAGAGCUCUUGUGAUAUGCUUCAGAAAAUAUCAGAUUACGAAGCUAUUCAUCCGAUAAAAAACUGGCUGGAUUUAAAGAAACGAGUGGGAGCCUAUCGAAGAUGUUUUGUGUUUACGCACCCCUCCAUGCCCCGGGAGCCUUUGGUGGUUCUCCACACCGCCUUAUGUGAUAUAAUUCCAGAGACUGUUAAAGGAAUUGAGGAAGCCGAGAGGCGAAUAACACAGAAGGCAACAAUUCCGUUGACCCAAGAAAACAUAUGUGAAAUAAGAGCAGCUAUAUUCUACUCCAUAUCAGCCACUCAAAAAGGCUUGAAGGGCAUCGAGCUGGGAAAUUACCUGAUAAAAGAAGUGGCGAAAGAAGUUACGAGGGAAUUUCCAUUGAUCAAUAAACUCGCCACAAUGUCACCCAUUCCGAAAUUUAGAUUGUGGUUUUUGGAGAAUAUUAAACAAGAUCCAUUAAAAAUCUUCACUCGAGAAGAAUCAGAAUCUCUAAAAAACGCACUGAAAACAGAAGAUCUAGCCCUGAGCUUGAAGAAAUUAUUCAACAAUUCUUUAUGGACGAAUGACUGUGAUCUGGCUGAAUUAUUAAAGACUCCAUUACUGAGAUCCUGUGCCUGGUACUUAUACCGCGAGAAACGAAGAAAUUAUGCCCUUAAUAACGUAGCAAAUUUCCACCUCCGAAAUGGAGCAAUAAUGUGGCGAAUAAAUUGGAUGGCAGAUCCCUCGCCGAGGGGUGCCGAGCACAGUUGUGGAAUUAUGGUGAAUUACAGGUAUUACCUCGAUGAUACUGAGAACAACAGUCGUAAUUACAUCGAAAAUAAUAUAGUCAAAGCAUCGGACGAUAUAAUUACCCUGUCAAAAGCUGCUGAAGCUCUGAGAACUCUAAUUAAUGAAUAAUGAAGUUUUGUAAAAAUGGAACAACUGAAUGAAAUGAUGUUUUUACUCCUCGAA